Messenger RNA from Microdochium trichocladiopsis, 1011 nucleotides. RefSeq names its product DASH complex subunit Hsk3 like-domain-containing protein. The transcript has 3 exons. The record is from RefSeq and is a predicted model, not a curated record. Lineage: Eukaryota; Fungi; Ascomycota; Sordariomycetes; Xylariales; Microdochiaceae. Gene Ontology annotation, biological process: attachment of spindle microtubules to kinetochore. The coding region runs from base 285 to 587 and encodes 100 amino acids. Gene Ontology annotation, cellular component: DASH complex.
UAAACAGCCUCUGUAUGCUGUGCAACAGCAAGAAACAACGACGAAUACGCAUUUGGAGAACCAUCACUAUUCACCGGCAUAGGCUGAUUCUUUCUAUGACGACCGGGACUGAGCACACCAACAAGUGACCUGUACUCUUUCGGGCACAAAGUCUCUCAUUCUCUCUCUCGUCCUCACUCUUUUAGAAAACCGUCCCCUAGGGCUUGUCCUCUGCAAAAGCGUGCGUAGACACACGGCCUGCCAUCACCACCACCACCACCACGAAGGAGAAGAAGAGGAAGAAUAUGGCCACGAGAAGCGGCAGCGGCAUGCAGCCCACCACGACGACGCGGGCGUCGAUGAUGCCUGUCCAUGGCAGCGCAGGUGGCGGUGCCAGCGGCUCUGGCGUCAAGUCUCGACAGCUGACACACCUUCACUCGCAGCUCGCGCAGCUGUCUGCGAACCUGGCCGACACGGAGAACCUGCUGCGCAUGACGAGCGUGCAGGCCGAGGCCAUGAAGGGUCUUGCGGCCUGGCAUGGGGGCAUGUUCAUGGCGGCGAGCAAAGUCUUGGGCGAGGAGUCGGUGAAAGAUCAGCAGUCAAAGUGAAGAGGGCCAUGUGGUGACCACAUCGCCCGAGGAGACGAGCCGCCUGGGUGUCAGGGCAGAGGAUCAAUCGCCGGGUCGCGAGUGGGCAUGUCCGUCCGUCGCGAUAGGGCGCGUCUCUCUCACGGAGGAUCCUGUUGUCAAGAAAGCCGAGGUCAUGCCAGCGAGUCCACCGCACAGAUGGCCGAUACGACAACCUUCGCGUGCAGCCGUAAACCUCUCAGAGCACUUGAGUUUCUGGUGCUGUCAGGGAACUCUGGAUAAAGAGAGCUUGCCAUGUGGCUUUGAUAUUGGGCACAAUAUAAGCAUCAGCUGAUGACUGUGGCCCGGUCGAAGGAAAGCAAGACUAUGGUUUUUGCAAUGAGUCUCCGUCCGAGACUUCGUUUUGAGUUGAUUCAUAAAUAAUCAAUUGACUUUUAAAAUUUAA